Venustampulla echinocandica is the source of this 852-nucleotide messenger RNA. RefSeq lists its product as uncharacterized. Lineage: Eukaryota; Fungi; Ascomycota; Leotiomycetes; Helotiales; Pleuroascaceae. The transcript has 2 exons. Bases 1 to 852 code for a protein of 283 amino acids. The record is from RefSeq and is a predicted model, not a curated record.
AUGCCUUCAUUCCGCAGAGUUGUCCAGGGCCUCGCCCUCACCACUAUCUUCACUAUGUCUGCCGGCUCUCCAGUACCACCACAAGCGGACUCGGCAAAUUUGGGGCAUUGUGGAGGAAGACCAAGACCCACCGUCACCAUAACUACCACGGUCACGUCAGGUUUACCAGUCGCCACGGGCGGUCCUAGCGAUCCCAGUGAUCCCGUUGAUCCCACAGGUACCACAACAGCUACGAGUGCUUCGUCUACGAGUGCUUCAUCUACGAGUGCGGCACCAACUGGAGCAGCGCCUGCGCUUCCCACCACCGGAGUUGCCCCCGAGCUCCUCGGUCCAGAUUUCCCCCUCCUACACGUAGCCAUCGGCCGCGGCGUCCAAAACUACACCUGCGCCGGGGCCGGAUCCAACUCCACUGCCGUCGGCGCCGUAGCCACUCUUUUUGACGCAACUGAACUCGCGUUCACCGACUUAGACGCUGUCCACGCCGCGGUCUUAGCCGUCAUCAAGAAGCCCCAGGAUGGUAUCCCCGUAAACAACAACGUUCAGCUCCAGAAAUUGGGCGAUCACUUCUUCGACCAAAACGGAGUACCCACCUUUAACUUGGGCCCAGAGGGCAAAAUCUUCUACGCUGCCAAAACUGGAGGCGCCAAGGCGCCUGCCAACGCAGACAAAGGUCCUCUCGGCACCGGGGCGGUCGACUGGCUCCAGAUGAAGCCCAAGGUACCAUAUAGCUCGGAAACUGUUGGUAUCGGCGAGGUGUACCGCGUCGAGACAGCAGGUGGUGUUGCGCCUCCAUGUACCGAAGCUGGACCAAUCUCUGUGCAAUAUGCCGCCGAGUACUGGUUCUUCGCAUAA